Messenger RNA from Mercenaria mercenaria, 931 nucleotides. RefSeq lists its product as uncharacterized. NCBI's taxonomy places the organism in Eukaryota, Metazoa, Mollusca, Bivalvia, Venerida, Veneridae. The coding region runs from base 119 to 739 and encodes 206 amino acids. The transcript is spliced from 6 exons. The record is from RefSeq and is a predicted model, not a curated record.
GGCUAUCGCUGUAUGGUGGUGACUUUUAAUUAUAUGGUUCCCGUCAUAAUUCAGUGCAGCGGUAGGUACCAGUUAGGCCAACCAUCUUGUUUCCGUUGUGGCACUCAAACACACCAAGAUGGCAGCUGAGAAGUUAAUGUUACAAGGUCGGUACUUCUCUAAAAUGAGAAAAUAUGGAAUGAUAGGGGGCGCAAUAACACUUGUUAGCGGAGCUGUGACAUAUGUUUAUGUAAAACAAAGACAAACAGCAAUGGAAGACUACUUCAAGAGUUUGACCCCAGAAAAAGUGAAGGCAACUAGUGAUAGAUGUUUUAGGUUUGGUGGAUAUACAAGGGAUGAAAAAUAUCCAAAUAUACCCAGGCUGGACAAUUCAGAUGGUAAGUUCGAUGGGUUCCUCAACAAGUUCAGUGGGGUCGAUACCUGGUUGCAGUUAGAAGUGAAAGCUCUAGGCUCGUUUGAUCCACAGCUGCCAGAAUACUUUUCAAAAUUAUUCCUUGCUGGAAUCAGGGAGGAUUUCUUUGAAAGCGAGUCUCAGAGGACUGAAUUCCAGAACAAACUUGAAAAUGCCCGCCAGAAGCUUAGAGCAUGGAGUAAAGGAAAAAGCAUGGACCACCUAUCAGAAGCAGACAAAGUAAAGAUGAUGGUUUUCAACCAAUUAGAAAAACAGACGGAGGAAGGGUUUCAAGUAGAUCCAGUUCCGCUGGCUCAGAAAUAUCUACCUAAAACACCCAGUGAAUAAAUGUUGUGUCAAGAAACAUUAGUGUUUAGAUAUGUACAAAUUGAUAAAAGACGUGCUUGAAAUUAUUUAAUAUUUUGUAUGACCAAUAGUUUUACAUCGAUAUUCCAACAUAAGCGAAAAUUGACUUGAAGAGGAUUACUGUUGUGAAAGUUUGUUAGGAGGAAAAUGUUGAUUAAAUUGUGAGAAUUUUAA